AUGUUCCUCCUCCUUGCUCUGCUCGCGGGGCUUGCGAGGCUGCAGGUCCGCCCGGAUUCUGAAGGAAUAUUCCUGCAUGUCACGGUUCCACAGAAGAUAAUGUCAAAUGAGAGUGAAGUUUCAGAGAGAAAGGUGAUUUAUAUCAUUAAAAUUGAUGGAAAACCAUGUACUCUGCAUCUCAGAAAACACUCAUUCUUAUCUCAGAACUUUUUAGUUUAUACAUAUGAUGAAACCGGAUCUUUGCAUUCUGAGUCUUCAUAUUUUACGAUGCCUUGCCAUUAUCAAGGAUAUGUUGUAGAAUUUCCACAUUCAUCUGUGACACUCAGUAUAUGUUCGGGUCUCAGGGGAUUUCUUCAGCUUGAAAAUAUCAGCUAUGGAAUUGAACCACUGGAAUCCUCAGCAAGAUUUGAGCACAUAAUUUAUCAAGUGAAAAAUGACAACCUAAAUGUAUCAAUGUUAGCAGAAAAUUACACCAAUAUUUGGCAGAAAGACAAGCCUUAUAAAGUUCAUUUAAGCCCACAGAAACAAUUUUUUUCAGAACUAUUACCCCAAUAUCUAGAAGUGCACAUUAUAGUGGAGAAAGCUUUGUAUGAUUAUAUGGGAUCUGAAAUGAUGGCUGUAACUCAGAAAAUUAUCCAGAUUUUUGGGCUUGUCAACACUAUGUUUACCCAGUUCAAGUUGACUGUUAUACUGUCCUCCUUGGAAUUGUGGUCAGAUAAAAACCAGAUUUCCACCACCGGGGAUGCUAAUGACAUAUUACAAAGAUUUUUGGCCUGGAAACGGGACUAUCUCAUCCUACGGCCCCAUGACAUAGCAUACUUACUGAUUUACAGGAAACAUCCUAAAUAUAUGGGAGCAACAUUUCCUGGCACGAUAUGCAAUAAAAACUACGAUGCUGGUCUUACUAUGUAUCCAGAAGGAAUGAGUUUGGAGGGAUUUUCAGUUACUAUAGCUCAACUGCUUGGCCUUAAUAUAGGGUUAUCAUAUGAUGACAUUGCUGAGUGUUCUUGUCCACAAGCUACAUGCAUAAUGAAUCGUGAAGCAGUGAGUUCCAGUGGUAUAAAGAUUUUUAGCAACUGUAGCAUGCAUGACUACAGAAAUUUUGUUGCAGAAUUUGAGGUUAAAUGCCUUCAGAACCCUUCAAAUUUGAAACCAUUAUAUCAAAAUCAACCAGCCUGUGGUAAUGGGAUUUUGGAAGCUAAUGAAGAAUGUGACUGUGGUAAUGAAGAGGAAUGUCAAUUUAAAAAGUGCUGUGAUCAUAAUACAUGUAAGUUGAAAGGCUCAGUAAAAUGUGGUUCUGGACCAUGUUGUACAUCAAAAUGUGAGUUAUCAAUAGCAGGCACUCCAUGUAGAAAGAGUAUUGAUCAAGAGUGUGAUUUUACAGAAUAUUGCAAUGGAACAUCUAGUAAUUGUGUUCCUGACACUUACGCAUUCAAUGGCCACUCGUGCAGGCUGGAAACUGCAUAUUGUUAUAAUGGACAGUGCCAAACUACUGAUAACCAGUGUGCCAAGAUAUUUGGAAAAGGUGCUCAAGGUGCUCCUUUUGCCUGUUUUAAAGAAGUUAAUUCUCUGCGUGAUAGAUUUGGAGACUGUGGUUUUAAAAAUUUACAACCAUCACCUUGUCAACAGAAGGAUAUUCUCUGUGGAAAAUUAGCUUGUGUUUGGCCACAAAACGAUACUUAUAAAAGAGAUGUUCACUCUGCGGUUUAUUCAUAUAUUCAAGACCAUGUCUGUCUGUCUAUAGCCACUGGGUCAUCCAUGAGAUCAGAUGGAAGAGAUAAUAGUUAUGUUGCUGAUGGCACUGUGUGUGGUCCACAAAUGUAUUGUGUAAAUAAAACCUGCCAAAAAGCUAAUUUAAUGGAGUAUCACUGUAAUUCCACUGCAAAAUGCAAAGGGAAUGGGAUAUGUAAUAAUUUUGGUAAUUGCCAAUGCUUUCCUGACCAUAGGCCUCCAGACUGUAAAUUCCAGUUUGGUUCACCAGGGGGCAGUAUUGAUGAUGGAAAUUUUCAGACAUCUGAUAUACAUUUAUCUAAAAAAGGCUACAAUACACAUCAGAACAACUGGCUUAUUUUGAGUUUCUACAUUCUUCUACCAUUUUUCAUAAUUUUCACCAUUGUGAUCAUUAAGAGAAAAGAAAUGAACAAAUCACGCAACAGAGAGAGCACAGGAUAUAAGGGUACUUCAUCCAUUGCACCAGAAAGCUAUGACGUGGUAUAUUGAUAUUGCCAAGAAAGUCGCCAGCAGAUGGCCUGGAGGAGAACUUGUGAUUUAUAACCCUUCUUUCA
This is a messenger RNA of Lemur catta (Ring-tailed lemur), 2285 nucleotides long. Its product is annotated as disintegrin and metalloproteinase domain-containing protein 18-like. The record is from RefSeq and is a predicted model, not a curated record. The coding region runs from base 1 to 2220 and encodes 739 amino acids. Lineage: Eukaryota; Metazoa; Chordata; Mammalia; Primates; Lemuridae. Gene Ontology annotation, biological process: binding of sperm to zona pellucida; cell adhesion; proteolysis. The transcript is spliced from 20 exons. Gene Ontology annotation, cellular component: plasma membrane. Gene Ontology annotation, molecular function: metalloendopeptidase activity.